AUGAGGACCCGCCCCAACAGCCUUGGUCUCGGGCAGGCACACUCCUCCAACAGUGACCCGGCCUAUGCCCCGUUUAUCAACCAAUCCCCCCCACAGACAAAUGGGAAUGACCAAAGUGUUGACGAUGCAGCUAAUGUUGCCACGAAUCCUCUGCUAGAACUUGCACAUGAUCUCGGUUACGACGAUACGUUUCCAGGGUCAGUUGAAGAGCGAUCUAAUCCGACACCUGAUGAGAGGGUCGCCCCGCCGAAUCCCAUCGUUACACCACGGACAGAGGACGAAAUGCUUGUUCCUGGGACUGAGCUCCCACGUAGCAUGUCAGUUGAGCAGGAGGUGGCGAGCAAGAGUCAAGCUGAGACUGGGGGUCCUACUGUACCCACUCUACUAUGA
Molecule: messenger RNA, 390 nt
Organism: Geodia barretti
Lineage: Eukaryota; Metazoa; Porifera; Demospongiae; Tetractinellida; Geodiidae
Source: the annotation of a GenBank genome assembly